Molecule: messenger RNA, 207 nt
Organism: Haemonchus placei
Lineage: Eukaryota; Metazoa; Nematoda; Chromadorea; Rhabditida; Trichostrongylidae
Source: the annotation of a GenBank genome assembly
AUGAUCCAAUACCUUAUGGAGAACGAUCGAAUGAUCCCAAAUAUUUGGUUCUAUAGGAAUUUGGAGGAGUACUGCAUAGAUGUGGCACGUACAGCAUGCGGUCCACAGCCAGGCGUAGAGUUGGGUGAUAAGAACGCCUCAAAAGAUGGGCUCAAGAUGGAGAAAGAAAUUAAAUUGCCAUAUUGUCUUCCUUCGUCUCACUCAUGA